Porites evermanni is the source of this 6791-nucleotide messenger RNA. Lineage: Eukaryota; Metazoa; Cnidaria; Anthozoa; Scleractinia; Poritidae. The record is from the annotation of a GenBank genome assembly.
AUGAUAUCUUUUCCCUUUGUCUUCAGCCAACCGGAAGUUUACGUCCGUUUUCUUAUUGCUGGGGGUACUCAUAUCUUUCAGGUGAGCUUCAGUUGAUUCCGCUAUUAUCCUUUUUCCCUGUUAUAGGUUAACAAAUAAUAAUAAAUUCAUAUAAAGUGUACUCACUAUCUCUUUUCUCAUUGGCUGACAGACUAAAGUUAAUUGAUUUUGGAAAUCAGCGCAACCUACAGAUUAGUUAGUUAUCUGCUAUCAGAUUUUUGACUAAAGCUACGUGAAAACGGACGCAACAAGUCCCAACAUUGUUGCGCUAAACGUUUGAUCAAUUUCAAACUUUGCGCAACAGCUCGAUCCCAACAACACGACAGAACAUGCAACAGGGUGUGCAAACAUACGCAACAUGUAACAUCCAAAAAUGUUGCGCCCGUUUGCACGGGGCUUAAUCUGUAGGUUGCGCGCACAACGCUUAAUUUCUAAGAGCGAUGUCAAACUAUGUUCCAUGCGAUGCUGUCUUUGUCCUUAUUUUCUUCAAACCAAUGUCAGCCUAGGCCUUCGGCUUGGCUGAUAACACCUACCUUGACCUUGAUUAUUCCGGAUAUCACCAAAGCUCAUCCAAUAAUUGUUUAAGAUAGGUAAAGAAAUGAGAUUAAAUUCUUUCUCUUUCAGUACCAGCUUUACUAUCUGGGAGUGAGUUAUUCCCCUGACGGACGGGCAUCAAGCAAGUCAUCCAAUUUUGUGUGAAAAAAGUAUCUUUUUUAGGCCUUUUGUUAAGGUUACACUAUCUUUUAUUUAAUUUUCGUAUUUCGCAUCACACCAUUUUGUAAAGAUUAGCGAAUAGUUCUUUAUUUGUAGUCAUGCUAAAAUUCCACAUACAUAAUUCUUUGUACAUUAGCAUAGCUUUCCUCGCUCCAUAAAAGAAUUAUGUCAACUUAACUUGUAAAAAUGGCAUUUUUGAGUCUGGAUUUCGGCGUGGCAUAAUGGUUGGCAAGUUCAUAAACGACCCACCUUUUACUUUACAGAACUCUUUUCAGAAAUGUAAUAGAUCUAUUAGGGGAAGUCUAAGGUUCGUCAUUUUGCAUGGCUUUUGUCCCGGCUAAGAUUGCCCAGUUUUGAAAAACCUGUAGUUUCAGCUUUCGACGUUGGAUAUCUUAAGGACUUAAGACUGAAGCAGUUCCCUCUUAGACUUUUGUACAUUAUGCUUUUGUUUUGCCAUUUAAAUGCUCCUUCUUAAUGCUUCAUUUUUCCCAAUAAAAUGUUCGGUCCUCCUCAAAAAAGUUACUAAAAUGCUUGGCUUAUGUUCAUUGUACACAUUGUACAGAGGCUUUUUCUUUUAAAUGAUCCUAAUGUUUUAACGGUCAUGUUUAUUUUAUCUGGAAAAAAAUGUAUAUUUUUCAGGAAAAUGCCACUAUUAUGUUCGAAUAAUGUUUAAUGCUUUUGCCUUUCUAAAAUGCUCGAAAAAAUGUCAGGGAAAUGUACAAAAGCCUGGUCUCUCUGCAUCUGGCGACAUUGUUUUCUCUUACUUUUCUUUUCUUUUCUUUUUUUUUUUUUUACCGUGGUAGACGUUUUGCAACAAUGCAACUCAAUGUAAAUUUUCUAAGGAAAGAAGAAAUGCUUCCCACAAAUGAUUGAUAGCCUGCGAGUGACUAAUAAGCAACCUCGCCGGCCAUCUUAUACAGUGGAGCCUCGAUAUAACGAAGGGCCAGGGCACUGGUAUAAUUUGUUCGCCGUAACGAGGCCUAUUCGUUAUAUCGAGGUUAUUUUUCCGUAUAUUUUACCAUUACUAGGGUGAGAAAAAUUAUUCAUCAUACCAAGGACUUCGUUAUAUAGAGGUUUUACAGUAUAUCAGCGAUCAGUUUAUGUCAGAAAAUGUGUAACGAAUAAAUGUUGUUUGAUUAUUGAGUGUGAAAACUGUGUUUUGAUUUGUUUAGAAAUGAAUUAUCUAGAUCGGUUGUUCGUUUUGUGAAAGAGAGAUGCAGCAAGACGGCUAAAGCUGCAAUUGUCAUAGUUAACUUUAGUUGACAACAAAAAAAAAAUAUGGGUAAGGUUGACUUUCUAGUUGUGAAAAGUGAAUGCUCUCCAAAGUUUGGACACCUAUUUCCUUUCGUUAAACAGUACAGACUGCAAUGAAGCCACUUAUCCGAUCAGCUUAGCAACUGUCAUUUUGUUUUCAGUGUUUUGUUCUAAAGAAAACAAUAUGUGCAAACAUUUAUAGUGCAAAACAUCCCUUCAGCUUAGAUUACUUAGCUAGCUGGCCUAUAAAUUGUUAUCUCUUUGAUUUAAUAAAAUGUUUUGGAGUUUUGGUAAUUGAAUUGAAAGGAUGGUAUGGCUUACUGACACUGAUGUAAGUGCAAAGUUAUCAUAAAUCUGUUAUAUAGUUCAGUUCGUUGAAAAGGGAUAAUCGUUUUUCUUAGAGUUAGACUUUUAAAGUACGCUUAUCAACAUGAAUCAAGAUUCAAACGAAAUGUAAGACAAGGAACAAUUUUAAUUUGGACGAUAGAUCAUUAAUGGAUAGUUUACACUGAAGACAAUGAAGGUUGUUAUCCAGAGCAAUAAGUGUGCAUAUGCCGUUGAUGCUGAGUACAUAGAAACACAUUAAUGAAAUUAAACCAAUGCACUGACGGCCACUGUAAGGGAGCAAAUUAAGGUCAAGAGAAACCUCGCCUUAUUCUUGUUGAACUUGUUCAAACUCUGCAGUAUCGUUAAUUUUUCAUUGGAGUUCAAGGACUUAUCUCCACCACUUAAUUUGAAGACACAAUCUCGUAAAAGAGAAAGAAAAAGGAAAACAUUUUCAGAACAUGACUGAGGGAUCUAUGUUCAUGACAUUUGUCAGUCUGUUACUCGGUACGGUUUGUUGAUACGAAAAAAGUUCUUGCAGCAGAUAGUCUUCAUCAAAUAGCAAUUGUCAUCAGUUUGGUUGUAAUUUUGCUGGUUUUGGUAUGUUUUUAGGCAGAGGUUCGGUUUUCUCUUCUUCGCAAAAUGAGCGACAUCUCUAGUAGCGCAACCUCGUCCCCAAGACUUCUCAGUUUCAUAAGCCCCAUUUACGCCACAGAAAAAAAAAUGGGUCCGGACCCAUAGAAAAGUUGGUACGGACCAGAUAUUUUUGCCGCGUAAACUUUCCGUACCACGUUUUCAUGAAACGGAUCCGGACUCGAUUUUUUCUGGCUUUUUGGCCAUAGGCCGGACUAUGGCCCCAAAACCGAAAAAACAAAACGAGUCCGGACCCCUUUUGCUGUUCGAAAGCGCUGUUUAAACGCAUCUUCGUUCUGUACCAUGUUCUUCAUGUGAGACUGCCGUGCUUUACGGUGGUUUCGCGCAUGUGUACCAUUGCCCUUUUAAAUCAUGAGCCUAACCUGAUUGUUACCAGUGUAAACGGUUAAAAAAAUGGUCAAGACCACUUUUUAAUGGGUCCGGACCCUCAGCGCAACCUACAGAUUAGUUAGUUAUCUGCUAUCAGAUUUUUGACUAAAGCUACGUGAAAACGGACGCAACAAGUCCCAACAUUGUUGCGCUAAACGUUUGAUCAAUUUCAAACUUUGCGCAACAGCUCCCAACAACACGACACAACAUGCAACAGGGUGUGCAAACAUACGCAACAUGUAACCUCCAAAAAUGUUGCGUCCGUUUCCACGGGGCUUAAUCUGUAGGUUGCGCGCACAACGCUUAAUUUCUUAGAGCGAUGUCAAACUAUGUUCCAUGCCAUGCUGUCUUUGCCCUUAUUUUCUUCAAACCAAUGUCAGCUUAGGCCUCCCGCUUGGCUGAUAACACCUACCUUGACCUUGAUUAAUCCGGAUAUCACCAAAGCUCAUCCAAUAAUGGUUUAAGAUAGGUAAAGAAAUGAGAUUAAAUUCUUUCUCUUUCAGUACCAGCUUUACUAUCUGGGAGUGAGUCAUUCCCCUGACGGACGGGCAUCAAGCAAGUCAUCCAAUUUUGUGUGAAAAAAGUAUCUUUUUGAGGCCUUUUGUUAAGGUUACACUAUCCUUUAUGUAAUUUUCGUAUAUCGCAUCACACCAUUUUGUAAAGAUUAGCGAAUAGCUCUUUAUUUGUAGUCAUGCUAAAAUUCCACAUACAUAAUUCUUUGUACAUUAACAUAGUUUUCCUCGCUCCAUAAAAGAAUUAUGUCAACUUAACUUGUAAAAAUGGUAUUUUUAAGUCUGGAUUUCGGCGUGGCAUAAUGGUUGGCAAGUUCAUAAAGGACCCAUAUUUUACUUUACAGAACUCUUUUCAGAAAUGUAAUAGAUCUAUUAGAACUCUUUUCAGAAAUGUAAUAGAUCUAUUAGGGGAAGUGUAAGCUUCGUCAUUUUGCAUGGCUUUUGUUCCGGCUAAGAUUGCCCAGUUUUGAAAAAGCUCUUGUUUCAGCUUUCGACGUUUGGAUAUCUUAAGGACUUGAGACUGAAGCAGUUCCCUCUUAGGCUUUUGUACAUUAUGCUUUUGUUUUGCCAUUUAAAUGCUCCUUCUUAAUGCUUCAUUUUUCCCAAUAAAAUGUUCGGUCCUCCUCAAAAAAGUCACUAAAGUGCUUGGCUAAUGUUCUUUGUACAGAGGCUUUUUCUUUUAAAUGAUCCUAAUCUUUUAACGGUCAUGUUUAUUUUAUCUGGAAAAACAUGUAUAUUUGUCAGGAAAAUGCCACUAAGAUGCUCAAAUAAUGUUUAAUGCUUUUGCCUUUCUAAAAUGCUCGAAAAAAUGUACUAAAGCCUGGUCUCUCUGCAUCUGGCGACAUUGUUUUCUCUCACUUUUCUUUUCUUUUCUUUUCCUUUUUUUACCGUGGUAGACGUUUUGUAGCAAUGCAACUCAAUGUAAAUUUUCUAAGGAAAGAAGAAAUGCUCCCAAAAAUGAUUGAUAGCCUGCGAGUGACUAAUAGGCAACCUCGCCGGCCAUCUUAUACAGUGGAGCCUCGAUAUAACGAAGGGCCAGGGCACUAGUAUAAUUUGUUCGCCAUAACGAGGCCUAUUCGUUAUAUCGAGGUUAUUUUCCCGUAUAUUUUACCACUACUGGGGUGAGAAAAAUUAUUCAUCAUACCAAGGACUUCGUUAUAUAGAGGUUUUACAGUAUAUCAUCGAUCAGUUUAUGUCAGAAAAUGUGUAACGAAUAAAUGUUGUUUGAUUAUUGAGUGUGAAAACUGUGUUUUGAUUUGUUUAGAAAUGAAUUAUCUAGAUCGGUUGUUCGUGUUGUGAAAGAGAGAUGCAGCAAGACGGCUAAAGCUGCAAUUGUCAUAGUUAACUUUAGUUGACAACAACAACAAAAAAUAUGGGUAAGGUUGACUUUCUAGUCGUGAAAAGUGAAUGCUCUCCAAAGUUUGGACACCUAUUUCCUUUCGUUAAACAGUACAGACUGCAAUGAAGCCACUUAUCCGAUCAGCUUAGCAACUGUCAUUUUGUUUUCAGUGUUUUGGUCUAAAGAAAACAAUAUGUGCCAACAUUUAUAGUGCAAAACAUCCCUUCAGCUUAGAUUACUUAGCUAACUAGCCUAUAAAUUGUUAUCUCUUUGAUUUAAUAAAAUGUUUUGGAGUUUUGGUAAUUGAAUUGAAAGGAUGGUAUGGCUUACUGACACUGAUGUAAGUGCAAAGUUAUCAUAAAUCUGUUAUAUAGUUCAGUUCGUUGAAAAGGGAUAAUCGUUUUUCUUAGAGUUAGACUUUUAAAGUACGCUUAUCAACAUGUAUACAGAUUCAAACGAAAUGUAAGACAAGGAACAAUUCUAAUUUGGACGAUAGAUCAUUAACGGAUAGUUUACACUGAAGACAAUGAAGGUUGUUAUCCAGAGCAAUAAGUGUGCAUAUGGCGUUGAUGCGGAGUACAUAGAAACACAUUAAUGAAAUUAAACCAAUGCAUUGACGGCCACUGUAAGGGAGCAAAUUAAGGUCAAGAGAAGCCUCGCCUUAUUCUUGUUGAACCAGUUCAAACUCUGCAGUAUCGUUAAUUUUUCAUUGGAGUUCAAGGACUUAUCUCCACCACUUAAUUUGAAGACACAAUCUCGUAAAAGAGAAAGAAAAAGGAAAACAUUUUCAGAACAUGACUGAGGGAUCUAUGUUCAUGACAUUUGUCAGUCUGUUACUCGGUACGGUUUGUUGAUACGAAAAAAGUUCUCUUGCAGCAGAUAGUCUUCAUCAAAUAGCAAUUAUCAUCAGUUUGGUUGUAUUUUUGCUGGUUUUGUUAUGUUUUUAGGCAGAGGUUCGGUUUUCUCUUCUUCGCAAAAUGAGCGACAUCUCUAAUAGCGCAACCUCGUCCUCAAGACUUCUCAGCCUCAUAAGCCCCAUUUACACCACAGAAAAAAAAAUGGGUCCGGACCCAUAGAAAAGUUGGUACGGACCAGAUAUUUUUGCCGCGUAAACUUUCCGUACCACGUUUUCAUGAAACGGAUCCGGACUCGAUUUUUUCUGGCUUUUUGGCCAUAGGCCGGACUAUGGCCCCAAAACCGAAAAAAAAAAAAAAAACGAGUCCGGACACCUUUUGCUGUUCGAAAGCGCUGUUUAAACGCAUCUUCGUUCCGUACCAUGUUCUUCAUGUGAGACUGCCGUGCUUUACGGUGGUUUCGCGCAUGUGUACCAUUGCCCUUUUAAAUCAUGAGCCUAACCUGAUUGUUACCAGUGUAAACGGUUAAAAAAAUGGUCAAGACCACUUUUUAAUGGGUCCGGACCCGGUUUUUUCUGUAGUGUAAAUAGGACUUCAGUUCGCAUACACUUUUGCCGUUUUUUUUUUUACCUCGAUUCGCAAAUUCAGUACCUGACGCACUUCCUUGGCCAGCCCCACGUGUUCGCAUUACCGCGAUCUCCAGUAUCAAUUUGAAGAUAAAAUUACAUAGAA